AUGUCUAGGUGUUCAAAGUGUCUGUUGCAUACUCUGCAUCUACUGUGCCUUCUGCAUUUCUGUGUCUUGCCUCCAUGUCUCAUGAGUCUUGGAAAUACUUCUUCAUGCCAAGACCAAGAUUCUCACAAACUGGAGAACAUUUUCCAGUCAUACUUUGUAUUAUACCUCCUUGGCCACACACAUCUGUGGCCCUGUGCUGAUUCUCCUGAUGUCCCAAAACUGAAGAUCAGGGAACUGAAAAAUACAGGCAUCAAAGGUGCACUAGCCCUUACCUGUGCCACAUUGCACCAUACUCUUUCCCUGUUCAAAACUGGCGAACUGCAAAUUGAUGCUAAGCACAUGUCCUUCAGAGAGGUAGCUAUCAAGAUCCCACUCAAGGUGAACAAGGCAACCAGGAAGGAGUUGUCAGCUGUUUCAGCAUUCUCUGAGCAGAAUUGUGGCCCCCACACCAGGCAAUAUGCUAUAGCCAUUGCUAAGCAUGACAAUGCUGUGCUCCAUAACAUCAUUAUGGGAGCAACUAUGCUCAUUCCAUACAGUAUGGAUUUGAGAAUAAGUGCUAAGAAAGUUGCAGUCGACAACAAGUCAGAUAGUAGUAAUAGUGGGAAAAUAGCAUAA
Messenger RNA from Pisolithus orientalis, 615 nucleotides. RefSeq lists its product as uncharacterized. The transcript is spliced from 4 exons. The record is from RefSeq and is a predicted model, not a curated record. NCBI's taxonomy places the organism in Eukaryota, Fungi, Basidiomycota, Agaricomycetes, Boletales, Pisolithaceae. Bases 1 to 615 code for a protein of 204 amino acids.